Molecule: messenger RNA, 228 nt
Organism: Suillus paluster
Lineage: Eukaryota; Fungi; Basidiomycota; Agaricomycetes; Boletales; Suillaceae
Exons: 1
Source: RefSeq, a predicted model, not a curated record
CAGUUCAACCUUAUUGUGGGGGAUCUCUUCAAAGCCAAGGAUGGCUAUGGGCAGUAUGGUGACCUCGCACAGGAGUUGAUUACAUGGCUUCAUAGCAAAACCCACAUUCUUGCACUCCUUCACGAAUUGCAAAUGUCGACCAUGGAAAAGACAUUGGCCAUCAUUUGUGCUGUUCUUACUCGAUGGUUGUCACAUUAUUUAGCAUACUGGCGACUUUUAGAUGUUUGA